Molecule: messenger RNA, 1459 nt
Organism: Bufo bufo (common toad)
Lineage: Eukaryota; Metazoa; Chordata; Amphibia; Anura; Bufonidae
Product: KIAA1143 ortholog
Exons: 4
Coding region: 162-623 (153 amino acids)
Source: RefSeq, a predicted model, not a curated record
CGAACUGUUGUGACUGAGGCGAGGUACGGUCAGAUUGCUGGGAUCACAACAGCAGGCUGAGGCUGGACCCCGAGUGAGCCGCUCCGUGCCCGCCCCUCUGUGAUGUCUUUAGGUUGUUGACACCCGGAGCGCGGACAUGGUUUCAUGAUUGCCUUUCAGCCAUGAGUAAAAGAAAUCAAGUGUCGUAUGUGAAGCCUGCGGAGCCUUCCUUCCUGAAAAAGUUUAAGAAGGAUGUUGGCUACAAAGAAGGGCCAACCGUGGACACCAAGCGAGAGAAUCUUCCAGUGAUGGACGACAGUGAUGGCAGUGAUAAGGAGGAUGAACUACCUCAGGUUGUGGUGCUUAAGGAGGGCCACCUGUCGGCAGAAGAGGUGAUGAACAUUAAACAGCAGCUCAAAAGUUCAAAAGAUGAGGAACCAGCCCCCGCAGAUGGAAAAAUUUUGUUCAAAAAGCCGACCAAGCGUUCCACUGGUGAGAAGUUUACAGGUAUAAAUGCAUCCUCCAGCAAGAAGCAGAAGAAUGAAGAAGUCAGGGAAUCGUCCUCGGCUAAAUCCAGUCAAAAGCAUGUGCGGAAUACCAGCUUACUUUCAUUUGAUGAUGAGGAGGAGGAGGAUGAAGAUUAGAUAAUAAAUGAAAGAUCACUGGAUUUUCACAUUUUAUUUAAGAACUGUUACUCUGUUAUGAAAAGAGUAUGUUCAAACAUUUACGUGAUGAGCUACCGUAUUUUUCGCUUUAUAAGAUGCAACCCCCCCACCCCCCAAAAGUGGCCGUGCAUCUUAUAAACCGAAUAGACAUAAUAGGCGAGCGUGGCGGUAUGACGUGAACAGGGGUGUGCUGCGGUCUCCACCCUAUCCGCCCACGUCUCCUGCUUGUCUGCGGGUCUGUGCCGCUUGCGAUGCCUGGACGGCGGCUUGGUUCUGUCUCUGCCCCCGGCUGCUGUGCCCUGUGUCUGCUCCUAGCCCCGCAACAUCUGCAGUUACAAUCCUCCCAGGUCUCGCUCCAGCCUCCCCGAGCCGGCUACAUACGCCCAAACCACAUCCUCCUCUUGCAGGCUUCUCUGUCUCCAUGGGAACCUCACAGGGCUAAAGUGUAGUGUUGGAUCUGAGGUUUACGAUCACACAAACGUGAUCCUACACCUCAAAUUAAGGGCCUAUAUAUUUCUUAUUAUUAUAGAUUUCCCAUCCCCAGUCAAUCUCUAUUUCAUCAUGGUCUCCUAUUUUAAUAUGACAUAUCAUAUGCAUAGUGAGUACUGCAAAUAAGCCAUUACUGCUACGGGCUGCUGCAUACACUUUAUAUGUGAUGGCUGGGCUGCUAUAACUGGGGCCCAAUGUAAUGGUGUCAGAUUCCCCCCCCCCAUAACAGAGUCAUCCACAGAUUCCCCCCCCCCCCCCCCCCCAAUAAGUGUCCUCCACAAAGCCCCCAUAACAGUGUGCCAUCCACAGACCUCCCAUUAGUUCAA